CUGUUUAUUUGCAGCUGGGCCAACUCGGCGGCGCAGGAGGCGGCGGAGCGCGGGGCGCUCGCGGCGGGUCCAGCUGCCGCAGCACCAUGCCCGAGCCCCCCUCCGGGCAGCCGCCGCGCGCCGCCGGGGCCCCGGUAGGGGAGGAUGCCAGACGCCCGGGAGAGGCCAGGGCAGCAGCGGCGGCGGCGGCGCGAUGGUGCUGACCACCUCUGCCCGAGGCGGCGGCGGGGACCGCGCACCCUCCCGGCGGCAGGGCUGCGGGCUCGCGCCGGCCGGGGCCGCGGCGCUGCUGGCCGGGGCGAGCUGCCUGUGCUACGGCCGCUCCCUGCAGGGCGAGUUCGUGCACGACGACGUGUGGGCGAUCGUGAACAACCCCGACGUGCGGCCAGGCGCCCCGCUCCGCUGGAGCAUCUUCACCAACGACUUCUGGGGCAAGGGCAUGGCCGAGAACACCAGCCACAAGUCCUACCGGCCGCUCUGCGUCCUCACCUUCAAGCUAAACAUAUUUUUGACUGGUAUGAACCCAUUCUACUUUCAUGCAGUAAAUGUAAUUUUGCACUGCUUAGUGACUCUUGUGCUGAUGUACACCUGUGAUAAAACCGUCUUCAAAAAUCGUGGACUUGCUUUUGUAACGGCAUUGCUUUUCGCUGUGCAUCCUAUUCAUACUGAGGCGGUGGCUGGGAUCGUUGGCAGAGCUGACGUGUUAGCGUGUCUGCUGUUUCUAUUGGCCUUUCUCUCCUACAACAGGAGUCUGGAUCAGGGCUGUGUUGGGGAAAGCUUCCCUUCCACGGUGUCUCCCUUCUUCUUGCUGUUCAGUUUGUUUCUGGGGACCUGUGCGAUGCUGGUGAAAGAGACAGGCAUCACGGUGUUUGGAGUGUGCUUGGUUUAUGACCUCUUUUCCCUUUCUAACAAGGAAGACAAGUCGAGCAAUGGGGCCCUCUGUCCAUGCAGCCCACAGCAGCCCGGGAGCCCCCAGCCCUCCUCACUGCCAGGCCAUCCUCACCGGGAGAAUGGGAAGCAGCAGCGGUUCCCUCACAAAGGAGCUUGGGGUGGCUGCCACUCUCCACUGCCACCAGAACCCAAGAGCAGUGGAUUCCCAGUGUCCCCACAAGCUGUGUGGUCCAUGAUGAGGUAUCUGAGAGCAAGCAGCAAUAGAAAUUUCCUGCUUACCAUGAGACCAUUUUUAAAAAGGGCCAUUUUGGUCCUAAGUUAUGUGCUUGUCAUUUUGUACUUCCGUCUGUGGAUAAUGGGAGGAUCUAUGCCCCUCUUUUCAGAGCAGGAUAAUCCAGCUUCAUUUUCGCCUUACAUUCUUACAAGAUUCCUCACCUAUUCCUACCUCUUAGCGUUCAACGUGUGGCUUCUGCUUGCACCUGUGACCCUGUGCUACGACUGGCAGGUCGGCAGUAUUCCUUUGGUGGAGACCAUAUGGGACAUGCGGAACUUAGCCACCAUCCUUCUGGCAGUUGUGAUGGCCUUAUUGAGCCUGCACUGCUUAGCAGCCUUUAAGAGAUUGGAGCACAAGGAGGUUUUAGUCGGCUUGUUGUUCCUGGUGUUCCCGUUCAUUCCAGCCAGCAAUCUCUUCUUCAGGGUGGGUUUUGUGGUGGCGGAGAGAGUCCUUUACAUGCCUAGCAUGGGCUACUGCAUCCUUUUUGUGCACGGACUGAGCAAGCUCUGUACUUGGCUGAAUCGAUGUGGGGCCACCACCCUGAUUGUGUCCACUGUGUUGCUGCUACUGCUUUUCUCUUGGAAAACUGUGAAACAGAAUGAAAUUUGGCUCUCAAGAGAGUCCCUAUUCAGGUCUGGAGUUCAAACUCUGCCCCACAAUGCCAAGGUUCACUACAACUAUGCCAAUUUCCUGAAGGACCAAGGUCGGAACAAGGAAGCGAUCUACCACUACAGAACAGCUCUCAAGUUGUAUCCACGCCAUGCAAGUGCGCUGAACAACCUUGGAACACUGACGAGAGACACAGCAGAGGCAAAGAUGUACUAUCAGAGGGCUCUCCAGCUCCAUCCACAGCAUAACCGGGCCCUUUUCAAUCUGGGUAAUCUUCUCAAGUCCCAGGAGAAAAAGGAAGAAGCUAUCACCUUACUGAAGGAUUCCAUUAAAUAUGGUCCAGAGUUUGCAGAUGCAUAUUCAAGCUUAGCUUCGUUAUUGGCUGAGCAGGAGAGGUUUAAAGAAGCUGAAGAAAUAUACCAGGCUGGAAUAAAGAACUGUCCAGACAGCUCAGAUUUACACAACAACUAUGGGGUUUUCUUAGUUGAUACUGGCUUACCAGAAAAGGCAGUGGCCCAUUACCAACAGGCCAUCAAACUUAGCCCCAGUCAUCACGUGGCCAUGGUGAACUUGGGAAGACUCUACAGGUCACUGGGAGAGAACAGCAUGGCUGAAGAAUGGUACAAGCGCGCCCUGCAGGUGGCACACAAAGCUGAGAUAUUGUCACCUUUGGGAGCACUGUAUUACAACACUGGCCGAUACGAAGAGGCUUUGCAGAUUUACCAGGAAGCUGCAGCACUUCAGCCUUCUCAAAGAGAGCUCCGCUUGGCCCUGGCUCAGGUUUUGGCCGUGAUGGGUCAGACAAAAGAAGCUGAAAAGAUGACCAAUCACAUUGUGUCAGAGGAGACCGGGUGCCUUGAAUGUUAUCGCCUCUUGUCAGCCAUCUAUAGCAAGCAGGAGAACCACGACAAGGCACUUGAUGUUAUAGACAAGGCUCUCCAGCUGAAACCAAAGGACCCAAAAGUCAUUUCUGAACUUUUUUUCACAAAAGGAAACCAACUAAGAGAGCAGAACCUUCUUGACAAAGCUUUUGAGAGCUAUAGAGCGGCUGUGCAACUAAAUCCAGACCAAGCACAGGCCUGGAUGAACAUGGGUGGCAUCCAACACAUCAAGGGAAAAUAUGUGUCUGCAAGAGCUUAUUAUGAGAGAGCCUUACAGUUGGUUCCAGACAGCAAACUGCUGAAGGAAAAUCUUGCCAAAUUGGAUCGCCUAGAAAAACGAUUACAAGAAGUUCGAGAAAAGGAUCAAACAUAGCACCGUUUGAGUCAACCUCACAGGAUAAUGUGGUCCCUCUGAAAGGGGAGUGAUGGAAGCCUUGCUUUCACAUCAGCAGGGGCACAACUAAUGAGAUUUUCGCUCAUUCCGAGUUCAGGGUGACACAUUUUGGGACAUCUGCUGUAGCCUAGUGCUGAAGGACUUGCUUUUCCAUGAAGGAAGACGAAAACAGCAAACAAGGGCAAGAAGGUCUGAGAGGGAAGGAGAACGACAUUAACACAUUUUACAGAUUUUUGUUUGGUUUAACUCCAGAUUUCUCUUGAUAGAUCUCUGUGCUUUUGAGACCUGGAGAUCUAAUUCUGUUUAGACAUUUUUUGUCCCAGAAAUACAGAAGCUUGAAAUGCUGUGAAGGCAGAGCUUCUACUCCUUAUGGGAUGAAAUAUUUCAAAAGAGGAUAAAUCCUCUGUGGUAAGCCAUUUGGAAAAUCCUACCAAGAAUUGGCUUAUUUAAUUCUCCAGAACCAGAAAUGAGUAUCUAAUAGCUUUUGUAGAACCUUCCAGAAUAUGUGGGGAAAAAGGGCUAUUGCUAAGUGAGCUUUAUCUAAUAUCCCCCUAAGAGUAUUACUAGUGCUUUUUUGAGAAAUUAAAGGGAUGCUCCUGGAAUUGUAUAUGGAUGUCUUCCUCCCUAGGGGGAAAUCAAGGAGCCGGGCACCCCUGAUUCUUUAUGGAAGUGUUUAAAACUAUUUUAAUUUUAUUACAAGUUUUACUAGAGUAGUGGUUCUACUCUAAGAUUUCAAAAGUGCAUUUAAAAUCAUACAUAUUCCCGCCUGCAAAUAUAUUGUUAUUUUGGUGGAGAAAAAAUAGUAUAUUCUACAUAAAAAAUUAAAGAUAUUAACUGACAGAAAUGUCCUACUUUAUUAUCUUAAUGUUCAGACAUCAUGAGAUUUAUUAUUUUUUGAAAAAUAUAUUUAACCAUUGAGGAACCUUUAUGAUGUAUCACAGAAAUCUUCAUAGAUUCUAACUAGAUGGAAAAAGAGCUCUAUUCAUUUGUGUUCCUAGGCUUAAUGAGAAUUCUGGGCUUAGAACAUCAAUGAUUAAUACCUAGAAUUCUUUGUUUUGAGAAUAUUAUGGAGAAUGCUCUAAAAAUCUAGGGUAAAGAUCUAAAUUCAAAUUUUAAAUAUAUAUUUAUAUUUAAGAGAUAGGGAAGGCAAAGUUGAACUCACAAUUUGACAUUUAUUUUUAGUGUUAUUUAUUUCAUAACUUAUAAAAUAAUUAAUAUAUAUACACACACACUUUUUUCUCUGUACAGUGGUUUUAAUAUCAGCUUUCAAAACUGAUCUUAUAAAAUGUAAAUCUAAAUUGUAAAAUAGUUAAGUUUUAACAGUCCAUUCCAAAAUUUGUGUUGAUUAUUCACUUGCUAAAGAGAUGUGAGGAAUCAGCCUUCAGUGUUUUGGCAGUAGUAUGUUUUGGAAGUGAAGAAAUUGGAACACCUGAUUCUAAUUUGGUCUUCAUCAUUAAAAACAAAACCAAAACACUCCAGGCAGUACUGUUUGUAGUGCCGAGCCAGGUAGCACUCAGACAUAAUAGCCUAAAAGCUCACAUAAUUCACAUGCUCAGGCCAGGGCAGGGUAAAAAUAGCCUUCUGCUUCUUUCAACCCAGUAUCAGGAAGCACUAGCCCAGUGUUAUUAUUUGUUUUGUCAAGGUAAGUCUAAGUAAACAAGAAAAAUUUCCACAGAAGGCGUGGCGAGGGGAGUAUUUUAAAUGCAAAUGAUUACAGAAUUUGAAUUAGCAUGUAUCUCUUUGUGUGCAUCAGUAAUCCAAUAAUGUAUAUAUUACCACUACCAUCACUUGUUUCUAAUAGAUUUUUCGUGUUAUAUAACAUGAAUGUAUCCACAACCUUAAUUAAGAUAUAUUCUUCCUCCCAAAAUCAUAGUCCUAGGGUCAAGAAACAUACUCCCGUGUUUAUUGUAAAAUAACAACCCCACCCUCAGGUUGAAAAAACAUGAAGCCCUAAUGUCUAGGACUUUAUUACAACUUUUCAGAAUAAUCUGUGAUGAAAACUCAUGCUUAAAACUUUAAUGGAAAAGACUGAGCCCCAAAUUUUGAACAGUUAUUACGCCUUACUUGAAGUGCUAAUAAAGAUAGGAGAGUACAUUUGUUGGAAUAAUGGAAAUGGUGAUUUCAACCUAAAAGUUUCUGAGGGUAAAGGAUCACAUGACCUUCAGGAAACUUUGUCUGCUUCCUGGUAGGUGCUUUCCUAUCUCCCCCUAUCCUUCCCUACCCCUUUUCCCUUUCCUUCCCUCUCUUUUUCUCUCGCUGUCACUCUGUCUACACACACUGGCAUCUUUUGAACACUAAAAGUAAGCACUCUUUUUUAAAAAAGUAAUUAUUUGUUGGAUCAGAUACUUUUAUCCCAAGUGAAUACCUUCACUGAGAUGUGGCCAAUGCAAUAGUUUCACAGUUAAAACAGUGCAUAUAAGAAAAUAAAUCACAUACUAUUUUUCAAAGAUAUUAAAUGUAUUUUGUAACUAUUUUCAUUUGGUCCUUGUAACACGAAAUAAUACAUGGAACUUAUCUUUAUAAUAAAAAUGGAGUGCCCUCGUUCAUCAUAGAGGUGCAUCUAGUUUGCCCUUAAUGAAAGUAUACUUGCCCUGUGGAUUGAUAGCACCUUCUUGAAAUGGAGGAGCACAGCUGGCUUCAUGGAUGUGCAUUUUUUGCAAUCCCACGGGGCCCUGCACUCUGAAGCAUGCUGAGCUCAGUUGAAUGUCUGAUUUUUACUUAUUUUUUUGAGACACAGUUCCACUUUGUCUCACUUUGUCACCCAGGAUGGAGUGCAGUGGCAAAAACAUGGCUCACUAUAACCUUGACCUUCCUGGCUGAAGGGAUCCUCCCAACUCAGCCUCCCAAGUAACUGAUACUGCAGGCAUGUGCAAGCAUGUCCAGCUAAUUUUUGUAUUUUUUGUAGAGACAGGAUUUCACCAUGUUGCCCAGGCUGGUCUCAAACUCCUGGGCUCAAGCGAUCUGCCCACCUCGGCCUCCCAAAGUGCUGGGGUUAGAGGCAUAAACCACCAUGUCUGGCUGAAAUUCUUAAUAAUUCUUAAUAAUUUUCGAGCAAGAGGUCCACACUUUCAUUUUGCACUGGGUUCCUAAACAGGUUCUGGGUAGGAAGGAAAGUGGCUGAGGAUAAAACAGGAGUUGCUUUGGCCUGGCUGAACAUUUGAACCAAUGAUCAGAGUUUCAUUUUAUGAUUGUGUUACUCUGAACAGCUUUGUUAUUUUUUUCCAGCUACAUUUAGAGUUCCUCAUGUAUAUAUCACCCCUCUUUUUCCAGUCCAUCUAACCUCUCCUUUUUUUUUGUACCUAGAAUCAGUUCUUCUUGCCUUCAAAAUCCCUGAUAAGUGUCCAUUUCUUUAUGUAUCCUUUGAUAUAGAAGCCACAAGAAUGGCCUUAGCAGCUUAUUUGAACCUUAUGAAUUAUUCAUUCCGGAUUUUUUAAAUGAUUCAGAUGCUUUCGAUCUGUUAACAGUAUUUGUAAAACAUGUUUCAGUGAUACCACAUAGGUGAACUAAACCAAAGAUGCAAAUGCCUUGGAGGAAAAGAAGUUUUAUUAUAGAGAAUCCUGAGAUAUAUCCUUUUGGGUUGUUUAAUUUAAAGCCUAUCACAAAACAAAGAGAAUUGUCACACUUUAAUUCCAACCUCCUCCAGUACUUCACAACCCUUAGCAUAAGAAUCUGAAAUUUGUAAUAGGUGGUACCUAGUUUGAUGCAGUGUUUUGCAGUGGUUGUGCAAAUGCCUUGUGAAACGGUUUUUCAGUCAGACUAAAUGAGAAAAUCCAAACUGUCCUAUCAAAACUGGCCCGCAAUAACUGUAAUGUGAGGAGAAACAAAGCAAAUGUGCGUUUCCUAUUGUCGUUGUAAGACAUUCCAGGUUCUCAGAUGGAAGAGCUACAUUCAGCUGAUAGCUGACAUCUGUUCCCUCACACAUAGUGGCUGUCAACACGGCUGCACUUUGGAAUCACCUGAGGACCUUUCAGAAUCUCCGGUUGAAUCAUCCUGGCUGUCCAUGAUUCCAAUGUGCAGCUAGGCUGGAGAACCGCUACAAGUCUGAUAACUGUAAUGGGAGUUUGUAACUUUUACAAAAUAAUAGACGUUUAUAAUCUUUUGCAAUUUUUACUUUUAAAUCUAUACUAAAAUGAGCCAAAGAAGUCUUAACAAUGAUUUAUGGCACAAUUGGUUGGUUGAGGCUAUCGUUCCAUGAUUCACAAAUAGGUGGUUAUGUGGGGUGGUUUUGCACUUGUGGCAAUUGGAUUACAAUUUGGCCUUAAAAUUACAGAAUUCCUGGUUCUCAGAUGGAGAGGAACUGCCUUGAAAUUUGCAUGUACCAGACUAAGUGCCCAGUAUAUAUGACUGAUAUUUUCGUAACUCAUAGAAGGUGUCCGUGGUAUAGAGUUUAUGCCUACAUCUCUAUCUUUAUUUGGGGCACACAUGAGCUUUUGUUAAUUAUUUCUUACUCGUACUUGUUAGAAUCUGUUUAUGGAAAAAAAAAAGAAACUUUUGCUUUGAUUUUGUGGUGGAUUCACCUUCUUAAAAUAAUAAAUCUAGAGGAUAUUAGGAACGACAUUCACAACAAAUAUAGUUAGAGGUUAUUUUUUUAAAAUUUUUGUUCCUGGUUUCAAAAUUACAUUUACUUUGAUUUGAUUAUAUGUUGGUAUCUCCCAAAUAUAGCUUAACUUAGCUAUCUAGAUGGUAUCUUUUGACAUUUGAAAAGAAUAAAUACCUGUCAAAUCUUGCAUUUAGGCUGCAGUUGAAUAAAAUAAAAGCUUAGGGUGUCAAAAAUAAGAUAGAGAAAUAUUAUAACAUUUUAUGAUUAUUCUUGAAGUCUUUGAUACAAAAGGAAAAUAUGUUGAAUAGUUCUUCUAAAAAAUAUUAUUUCCCUCAAUAUUUCAUUUGUGGCCAUGUAACUUAAAGAGAACAGAAAAUAACUGCAAUUAAAAGCAUGGUUUAUUAUCAAUCAAAGUGGCACAACAGAAUUGAUAAGAUCUUUAUAACAAUCAGUUGGCUGAUAUUAAAAUAUUGAUUUUAAUUGAUCUUUUUAAUUAAAGUCUUUAUGGCCUGUAACUCAUAAAAUCAGCAUCCACCACAAUAUAUGCUCAUUAUUGGUUUGUAAGCAUAGAUCACCAUUGACUCCCACCUGGAAAGACACAUCUAUGUCUAAAAAUCCAGUAGUUUCUUCGCAUUCUCAGUAGUACACAUUGUAUAUGUAUAUGUAUCAAAUUUGGUAGUUUUCAAUAUGUGUGAUGUCCUUUGGGGGUUAUUUAUCUUGCUGGUCCAUAGAAGGGGUACACUAGCCCAAGAAUCAAGACAUCUGAGUUCUAGUUCUAGCUCUGCCACUGAAGAGCCACCUUACCUGAGCCAAGUUGGCCAGUGUCUCAGUCAUGUUUACCACCCAUGAAAGGACUGGUUGGUUUGAUGUUUCCAUUAAGCUCAAUGAGUAACUCUAAUGGUUACUCUUGAAUCUGGAUUGAAAAACACUAUGCAUCUGAUGAGAUAAUUCAUAACUGUUGCCCUUCUUUAAAUGAUACAACCCUAAAAGUGACUGAAUUGCCCAAAUGCUUGAACAUGGCGGAGGUAGUUACUCUUAUUUUACAGUCUGUGCACUUAAAAAUUCCUACAGUGAUUGUUACUUUACUGGGGAAAAAAAGAUGAGGUGAAACGUUCUCCCAAGGAAUUAAAAUAUCUGUAGAAGGCAUGGCUUGCUUUUACAAUGUGGAAAUCAUUUGAUUUGCUGUAAUUCAUGCAGAUCCCUCCUUUUGUCAGGGGGAAAUGAUUUGCAUCCUGUUCUUUUUUCGUACUUCCUGUUUUGAUCAGUUGUAUGUAAAUGUACAUUUUUGUUACUUUGGCUGUGCCCGUUAGAAUUUAUCUUCCAUAAAGUAUUUCUCCCAUUGAGUCUAAUGAUGUAUACUUUGCCUAGGUCUUUCCAAGAUUAAAUUUAUGUAAAUGUCUAUUUUAUAUAAAAUAUGAUUAAAAUAAGUAUGUCUGGU
This is a messenger RNA of Rhinopithecus roxellana (golden snub-nosed monkey), 9027 nucleotides long. RefSeq names its product transmembrane O-mannosyltransferase targeting cadherins 1 (gene TMTC1). The transcript is spliced from 20 exons. Lineage: Eukaryota; Metazoa; Chordata; Mammalia; Primates; Cercopithecidae. Gene Ontology annotation, molecular function: mannosyltransferase activity; protein binding. The record is from RefSeq and is a predicted model, not a curated record. Gene Ontology annotation, biological process: RNA processing; protein O-linked glycosylation via mannose. The coding region runs from base 194 to 3028 and encodes 944 amino acids.